This is a messenger RNA of Ascochyta rabiei, 1932 nucleotides long. RefSeq lists its product as uncharacterized. Gene Ontology annotation, biological process: transcription by RNA polymerase III. The record is from RefSeq and is a predicted model, not a curated record. Gene Ontology annotation, molecular function: DNA binding. Lineage: Eukaryota; Fungi; Ascomycota; Dothideomycetes; Pleosporales; Didymellaceae. The transcript is spliced from 2 exons. The coding region runs from base 1 to 1932 and encodes 643 amino acids. Gene Ontology annotation, cellular component: RNA polymerase III complex.
AUGCCACCAAAACCGCGAGGAAGAGGCAGCACGCGUGCGCGCGCAAGCGCAAGAGGGGGAGCUGCUGCAGCUCGAACCACAGACGGCGCCAGUGAAGGCGCCGAGUCGACGACAACCCCGCAAACGUUUGGUGAAUCCGCUGCCAGUGAACCUGCACCCGCUAUCGUACCCAAGGAAGAGGGCGACGGCGACGCAAAGCCACCAUCACCUGCAGAACAUGACUCCUCGACAAACGACGAUACUUCUGCGACUGCAACACCACAAGAGGGCGCCGAGGCCGCGACACGCCCUCCCGUACAGCGCCUGGGCGGCCUGAGGAGCGCAGAGCCGUCUUCACGAUCUGCGUCGCCCUCCGUCAAGCGAGGCAGCACGCGCGGCGGCAAAAAAGGCCCAGUCAAACCCACCUUCACCGGCCGCCGAAGCAAGGAGGAGCGCGCGGCCCUCGAAAAGGAAGCACUGGAGCGCGAGAAGAUCAGAAACAGAGAACGAGAGAAAGAGGAUGCGUUCCAAGCCAGGAAGAAAGAGAGAGAGGCAGCAAAGGAAGCUAGCAGAGCUACAAGGGGACGUGGUGGCUACAGCAGUGCUAUGAGUGGACCCUUCUCGCUCGGUAGCUCGAAAGAAGACAGAAAAACAAACCACCGCAGCUUCUCAGGCUUUGGUGCUGGUUCGGGAUCACGCGCAUUCCGCGUCAAGAACGAGGGUGACGACGGCGGUCCAAGCAGAGGCGGGUAUAGUGGAGGCGGUGGUAGCGGCGGCGGCGGCGGCGGCGGCGGCGGAGGUAGCUCAUCGAUCAAGAGAGAAGACGGCGGUAUCGUGGAGUCCUCCGAGGAUGAGGAAGAUCAGGAGUUCCCUCGCAGAGAUAUCGACCUCAUCGAAAUAUCGGACGACGAGGACGGCGCAGACGUCAACGAACGUCCCUCACGAUCAGUGCUCCCUAUCCGGAUCACACGGAAAGAACACCAAGAGAAGGCGCUCGCACUCAACACUGACGCCAGCGCCGAGACCGCGCCCAAAGACACAGCAGAGGCGACUGGAACAGCUGGCCGCAAGUCUGCAGGGGAACGCUCAGGCCAGACAUCUCGCAAGGGGAAGGGCAAGGCGAGCGACGUGGAAAUCACUGGCGUGCGCAAGCCAUUUAAAGGUGUAUGGCAGGACACCGACGACUCCGAUGCCCAGGUCAAGACCGAACAGGCCAGCGACGACGAGCAAAUGCCUGAUGCCGAACAAAUAGGCAUGGACGCCGACCAGACCGAACCGCCACAGAAAGCGGAGCCCCCAUCACCAUCCACAGAACGCAAAGCCAAGGGCCGGUCCAAGAGUAUAGCAGAGCCCGUCCUCCAAACGGACGAAGACCGCGCAGAAUGGGCACGCUUUCUCGAGAACCGCAAGCACAUCCGCGCCGAACUGGGGCCAGACGAAGUGCCCACCGUAGACCCUUCAGGCGACACAGCCAUGGCCGACGGCGCAGCACCCGCCCCCAAGCCCUCAGUACGCGACAACAACGUCUACCUGUUCCAGAUCCCACCGCUCAUGCCCGAACUCCUUGAACCAGGCGUCAAGAAAGAAGCCGCCCCCGACUCGGCCGAACCCUCGGCACCCGCGCCGCCCGUCAAGAAAGAAACACCCAAGAUCAAACUCGAAGAGAACUUCUCCGACCCCGCCGCCCGACCGCUGCAGGGCCCUCGCUUCGCGAGCGGCAUGGUAGGCAAGCUGCGGGUGCGCCAGUCCGGGCGCACGACGCUCGACUGGGGCGGCACGAGCUACGAGCUGGCGCCGGGCAACAGGGCCAGUUUCCUGCAGGAGGUCGUCAGCAUCCACGUCGUGCCCGACAAGGACCGCGUCGUGCCUGAAGAUGCUGGCGAGGCUGUUUCGUUUGGCCGCGUCAAGGGCAAGUUUGUCGUCACGCCGGAUUGGGCCGAGAUGCUGGGGUGA